AUGCUUGCCGCUGCCGCCCCCGUGCCUCCCCCCUGGAGUCUUGCCACUGCCGCCACGCUGGGCUGCGCCGCGCUGUUGAGCUGCUGGGGCGCUGUGUGGGUGCGGGUGCGGGGGCGGCGCCGCGGUGGGUGGGGAUGUGAGGGGGGAGUUGUUGGGGUUGCUGGGGUGUGUGUACUCGCCGAUAUAGCACUCGCAGGCGCCCGCGUGCGGCGCGGCGACGGACAGGCGCGUGAGGUGCUGCUCUGGACUGCAGCGCUGGUGCAGAGUCUCGGCACCGGUGCUGUGAAAGUAGGUGUCGGUGUUGGAGUACUCCGCGCUGCGGGACGGCGGUGGCAUCGCCAGGUCGUGGUGGCUGUUGUUUCCCUCACGGCCGCAACCGCACUCCUCCACACCGGCACCACGCUUCUCUUCGCCGGCCCCAUCACGACUUCCUGGCGCACUACCGACUCGGGCGCGUCGUGGGCACUUCUGCAUUUCGUCGCCAGCGCGCUCGACGCGCUCACCACGGUGCUAGUCGCGCUGCUCCCGCUGCCACUUCUGCGGCCCAUCUGCGACUUCAGACACAUCGCCACGCUGGCGGCGGUGAGCACGCCGGCUGCAGCCGCCACCAGCGCGGCAGUCCUGCGUUCAUAUCUGCUCUACGGCGCGUGGCGGACCGAGCCCUCCACCCCUUCCACCACCUUGACAACAGCCGCCCUUCCCACCCUCUGCUCCUCCAUCGCACUCACCACCGCCCUCCUCGCCGCCUCGCUCCUCUCCCUCCUCGCCUCCCUGUCCACGCGCCCCAAACACCCCUCCGCCCCCUCUUCUCCCCCAGCGUCGCCACAUUUCUCGCACACCAGCACCUCCGCCCUGGAUCUGGACGCGGCCGCGCAUCCAGCGGCGCCGUACGUACACCCCUCGGCGUCAGCGUCGUGCGAUACCGUGGUCCGGCGGCCGGUGGGGAGUCACGCGCCGUCGCUGUCGCUGAGUUUAUCGCUGCUGACGCUGCGGUUUCACGACGGGGAGUCUGGAGUGGAUUUUGAUAUCGCGGGGGUGGGCGGGAAGGACGACGAUGGGAAGGACGACGACAGGACGAACGAGGAACACCAGGACAAGGGUCUUGAAACCAGGGACACGCAGACGCCGGACGCGGCGAGCGUGGCGAACAGCCGGGAUGCACGGAGAUCUGAUGGCGGCGCAGAGGCGAAGCGCGGUGCGAGCGACAUGGCCGAGAUCAAGGCCGAUGACAUCUACGCGCUGCACACGUAUCCGCGCACCCAGCGGCGCUCGGGCGUCGGUUCGUACGACAUCUCGCAGCGCUCGUCGCAGCGGCGGUCCGUCGCGGAGCCGCGGCGGGUGUCGGGCGUUGAGUCGCAGCGCCCGUCCACCCUCGACCCCCAGCGCCUCUCCCAAGGCGCCUCCCUCCACACCUCCAGCGCCUCACCGCGCAGCGUCUCCGUAGUCGCCUCGCACACCGCAUCGCAGCGCCUGUCGCAGCGCGCCUCUGUCGUCGAGCCGCAGCGCCUCUCGCAGGGAGCGUCACUGCGCGCUCCCGUCGUGUCGCAGCGCCACUCUACCACUGACGCACACGAUACAGCACAGCUGUCGCAGACCGUGCCGCCUCACGCGCACACCAGGCCUCCGUCGACGCCCUCCCCGGCCCCGGUGUUUUCGCGGCAGCGGUACUACGCCACGCCGGCCGUGAUGGCGUCUUUGCAGGAUGCAUCGCCUGCGUCGCGCAGCAGUGGCGGCGAGCGGGGCGUGUGAGGCGUUGGAUCGUGGAUCGUGGAUCUUGGGCUGCGGAAUGCUUCUCAACUCAGCUUCUCGUGGCGUGUAGAUGUCCUGUCGAGAUGUCCAUGUCCAGAUGCGCGGUCUGGGCAAGAGCGAGGCCAAGGCGUUCUGGAUCCGGAACUCUGGGGACGAGGAAUUCUGUGGACGAGGGGUUGGAUGAUGCGCGGUGCGGGGUCCGGCAGCCAGACCCUGGUCUGACAGGAGGGGUUGUGGAGAAGGGUCUAAAGGGCUCGAGGAGAAGGGUCCAGAGAGAAGAAGGUCUAACAAAAAGGGUCUGAAAGAAGGGUCUGAAAGAAGGGCCUUGGCUAAAGUUUUUCUAGUAGCUAGCACUUAUCUAACAUACUUUAGUUAAAUUGUAAUUAUCAUCUCUACUUUUUUCUCUAGAAGAGUC
Boeremia exigua is the source of this 2164-nucleotide messenger RNA. RefSeq lists its product as uncharacterized. Lineage: Eukaryota; Fungi; Ascomycota; Dothideomycetes; Pleosporales; Didymellaceae. The transcript has 3 exons. The coding region runs from base 1 to 1749 and encodes 582 amino acids. The record is from RefSeq and is a predicted model, not a curated record.